CUUAUUGCAGACCAAAGAGCGCAGCGUUUCCACAUUUCACUUUCUUCGCUCGCCUAGUCGCCUACUCCAAUCCCUCAGAAGUCACAAAGAGUGAAAGAAAGAGAGAUGAGGAUGGAGGAGGAGACUCACAUUCUGGAGAUUCACUUGAUCUCUGCUCAAGGUCUGAAGGCGCCAAGCGCUAACCUCCGCCGAAUGCAAACAUACGCUCUCGCCUGGGUCGACUCCUCCGCCAAGCUCAGAACAGGGGUGGACCGAUUUGGCGGAGAAAACCCCACCUGGAACGACAAAUUCCUCUUCCGAAUCUCACCGGACUUCAUCUCAAGUGAAACCUCCGGCGUCACCUUCGAGCUCUACGCCGUCGCCUGCAUCAAGGAUGUUCUCGUCGGCUCCGUCCGUUUCCUACUCAGCAGCUGCCCCACUGCAGUCAAGGCAUCCGCCGAAACUCCGGCCUUCAUAGCCGCCCAGAUACAACGCCCUUCUGGAAGAUUCCACGGCGUCCUCAACAUCGGCGCCGCUGUCUACAAAGCUACCAAGUUGGAUCGUGCAAUGAUGAACGGAGUGUCCGCAACUUCUUUCCGCGACAUGAUGGAAAAGAAGGAAAACCUCCUCCGCCGUCACCGACGCCUGAGCGACAUCGGAUCCAAGCGAAGCAUCCAUAUCCAUAGAUCAUCCAGUUCUUCUUCUUCUUCUUCAUCUUCCAAUUCCUCCAUCAUUAGCUCCUCAGCGGCAGUGGACAAAGAUGAGGGAAAGAAAGAGGUGGGAUCAGACGGUGGGGGAGGAGGCUUGCUGUGUGGACUAGUGAUGCAGAGAAGAUUCAGUUUCUGUCCAUUGGAUCAGAACAUGAUGCGGAUUGCGGAAUGGGCCGAGUCUCUGGAGAAGAAGAAGAAGAAGAAGAAUCAUCAGCAAUGAGCUAUAUCGGCCCAAUUUCAGUUCACUGUAAAUUUGCCAUAGCCCAAUGGCCCAAAUUGCUAACUGAGCGGAUUAUAGCAUGCAG
This is a messenger RNA of Ipomoea nil (Japanese morning glory), 994 nucleotides long. RefSeq lists its product as uncharacterized. Gene Ontology annotation, biological process: defense response. Lineage: Eukaryota; Viridiplantae; Streptophyta; Magnoliopsida; Solanales; Convolvulaceae. The transcript has 2 exons. The record is from RefSeq and is a predicted model, not a curated record. Bases 106 to 909 code for a protein of 267 amino acids.